This is a messenger RNA of Saccostrea cuccullata (small rock oyster), 2248 nucleotides long. RefSeq names its product CCR4-NOT transcription complex subunit 10-like. Bases 75 to 2162 code for a protein of 695 amino acids. Gene Ontology annotation, cellular component: CCR4-NOT complex. Gene Ontology annotation, biological process: negative regulation of translation; mRNA catabolic process. The transcript has 17 exons. NCBI's taxonomy places the organism in Eukaryota, Metazoa, Mollusca, Bivalvia, Ostreida, Ostreidae. The record is from RefSeq and is a predicted model, not a curated record. Gene Ontology annotation, molecular function: protein binding.
CGAUAGAUGGCGCUGUAACUCAAAAUGUCUGCGCCCAUGGAAAAUUACCAGUAGAGUGAAAAAAUUGAAGAACCAUGGCAGACAAUAAAUCCAGAAAUGAAACCGAAGCGGAGCUGGAGUUUGCCCUGCCCAUCCCCCAAGUGACCGAGGCACAGAAAGAAAUGGCCACACUGGCCAUGUCCGAGUUUGACAAGAAACAGUAUGGCUCCUGCUGCAGUCUAAUGCACAAAUUGAUAGCCCAGAGACCCACAGAUCCCAAAGUUGUUCACAACAAAGCCGUCGCUGAAUUCUAUCAGAGCGGAUUUCUAACCACCGAGGAGUUUAGACAAAAUUUGUCGAAAGUCUGUCAAAUGGCCCAUGUGAACAUUGAUAACAGUGAGAGUUUGGAAGAUGUGGACCACAGUGUUAUUUAUUUCAAUCAAGCCGUCAUUCUAUACCAUCUACGCCAGUAUAAAGCUGCCCUCAACAUUCUAGACAAACUCUUCCAGUACAUAGAGCCAUUAGAGGAAGCCCUGGCAAAGAAAGCUACUCUGCUGUUGGUGGAACUUUAUCUGUGUACAUUUCAGCCUGAAAAAGCUUUAGGAAUGCUAAGAUAUGCAACUGAGACAGUAUUUACUGCUGGAAAGAAUUCAGGAGAGAAAGAGAAUAAAGAGGAGCAGGUGGAUGAAGCUUGGAAGCCUAAACUUAGCCUGUAUAGAACUCGCUGUCUUCUAAUGAUGAAAUCCAUGAAGUCAUGCAAGAGAGAGAUCAAGUCUCUAAUGAACACCCAGUCUACGAACACUUCAGUAAUAUACCUGAAGAGUAACUUUGAACACCUACGAGGAAACCACAAGAAGGCCAUGAAGAUGCUGAGCUCCAUCACGACCACCAGUGUCUUCACGGAGGCCGGGGAAUGUCUGCCCGUCAUGUACAACAACAACCUGGGCUGUAUACAGUUCCACCUCCGUAAACACAACCUGGGCGCCUUCCACUUCCGGAAAGCUCUCCAAGAAAAUGAGAAUGCACUCAAAGACAUCAAAAGGGGAAAUGAACACAAUAAGAAUCUCUCUGGUAAGGCAUUAAACUCCCUUGGGAUGAGUAGACACUUUGAACUGUUGUACAAUAUGGGCAUUCAGCUGUUGCAUUGUGGGAAGGCCAUGGCUGCUUUUGACUGCUUGAUUGAGGCAGUUCAGGUCUUCAGGACCAACCCUAGACUGUGGCUGAGACUGGCAGAGUGCUGUAUAAUGGCCAACAGAGAAAAUAAUGAUGAGGACAGGAAGUUGGAGAAGAGGUUAGAGGUCAUCCAGGGAUCCGAUGGGAGCGGGAUUCACAGGAAGCUGCGGCUUGGCCCUGGACUCAAGAAAGAUAACUCUAGUCCAGGGACACCAGCUAUUCCAGCAGCCACUCAUGAGUUUGCAGCUCUCUGUUUGAAGAAUGCCCUACAUUUACUGCCAGAGGAUCCUCUUACUGUAGAAACACUGCCAUCUGAAGAUUCUGACUCUGUGAAAAUGACCCCUGAGAUGGUACUUGUACCAGCUCCCCCCGGGAAUCCCCUGAAGGCGGCAGAAGUGGCCAGUCUCAGGUGUUCUGUAUUGGCUGCUAGUGCCUAUGUAGCUCUGUGUCUGAAUGAUUACACACAAGCUCUACUUCAUGCCGACAACUUACUCAAACAACCCAAACUUACAGGGGCUCAAAGAUAUUUGGGUCAUCUUUACAUGGCAGAGGCCCAGGUUGCCAUGGAUAAGAUUGCUGAUGCUAUCCAGCAUCUGAACCCAGAGUUAGUGGUGGACAUCAGUCUUACCCUGCCAGAAAACAAAACAGAGCAAGACAAAAGUGAACGAGAUCCAGAAGCUUCAGAGAACAAAGGUUCCUUUUAUCCCUGGUCACCCAAAGAUCUGCUGAGAGCAAAAGCCAUAGCACAGUACAAUCUGGCCUCAGCUCACGCCAUCAGAGGGGAGUACGACAAAGCUGUACAGAAUCUAGGAGAGAGUUCUAAUUAUAUAGGAACUCCAUUACCAGCACAGAUGUACUUCUUGAAGCUUUAUUUAGAUUUAAUUGAGGGAAGAAGAAAAAUGGCACAGAUUGUGAUUAAGGACCAUUUUGGACAUGUAACACCCAAUCGUGUGGAGAUGAAGCUGAACUCCAAGCCUGGGGUGCCCCGCCCGGACAACGGGGUGUCCUGAUUAAAACAGGAAUAUGUGACUUUAUUAUGUAUAUAUAAAGCAUUUACAAUAUUGUAGAUGAUUAUGGAAAUAAAGAAGUAAUGUUU